This is a messenger RNA of Nematolebias whitei (Rio pearlfish), 4657 nucleotides long. It is a transcript of the gene adamtsl3, whose product is annotated as ADAMTS-like 3. The record is from RefSeq and is a predicted model, not a curated record. Gene Ontology annotation, cellular component: extracellular matrix. Lineage: Eukaryota; Metazoa; Chordata; Actinopteri; Cyprinodontiformes; Rivulidae. Gene Ontology annotation, molecular function: metalloendopeptidase activity. The transcript has 26 exons. The coding region runs from base 152 to 4657 and encodes 1501 amino acids. Gene Ontology annotation, biological process: extracellular matrix organization.
CGUCACCACUCCUCAGUCUGGGAACCGGAGGAGAGAGCGGACCUGUUUCUGUCAGAGCCCCUGACUGGGACAGCAGAGAGAGAGAGAGAGAGAGGGAGACAGUCUUGUCUCUCAACAGAUUGAAAUUAUACAGAGUCUGUUUGUGUCCGAGAUGACUUGGAGCUGUUUGUGGACGACUGGGCUGCUUCUCCUCACCGUAAACCCGAAGGUUGCUGUGUGGGCCGGCGACAGGGAGGCGGUGUUCAUCAGGGAGUACACUUUGAUUCGGCGAGAUCAUCUUUCUGAAGAACCUCCUCAAAAACCGGAAGACCUGAGCUCACGGACGGUCCGAUCAGAAGAAGACCGGGACACGCUGUGGGACGCCUGGGGCUCAUGGAGUGAAUGCUCACGUACCUGUGGCGGUGGAGCCUCCUACUCCCUCAGACGAUGCUUAAGCUCCAAGACUUGUGAAGGGCAGAAUAUCAAAUAUCGCACAUGCAGUAAUGUGGACUGCUCUCCAGAUGCUGGGGACUUCCGGGCUCAGCAAUGUUCAGCACAUGCAGAUGUGCGAUACCAAGGUCAGUUGCACGACUGGCUGCCGGUCUACAAUGAUCCAGACGACCCUUGCUCUCUCAAGUGUAAAGCUAAUGAUUCGGGCCUUGUGGUGGAGCUGGCGCCUAAAGUGUUGGAUGGGACACGCUGUUACACCGAGUCCUUGGACAUGUGCAUCAGUGGAGUCUGCCAGAUUGUCGGCUGUGAUCAUGAACUGGGGAGCUCAGUGAAGGAGGACAACUGUGGCAUCUGCAGCGGAGAUGGCUCAUCCUGCAGACUUGUGCGAGGACAUUACAAAUCCCAGCAUGCUACGGGGAAAGCUGAAGACACGGUGGUCGUCAUUCCCUUUAAGAGUCGUCAUGUCCGCCUGGUUCUGAAAGGCCCGGAUCACUUGUACGUGGAGAGUAAGACUCUACAGGGGGUGAGAACUGAACUGAUGCUGGACCAGUCGGGUCAGUACCACCUAGAAAACACCACUUUGGACUACCAGAAGCUUUCUGAUAAGGAGGUCCUCAGAGUCACUGGUCCUCUUGGAGCUGACUUCACUAUCAAAGUACAGUUUGCCAGAGGAGCCGACAGCGUUGUCCAAUACAUUUACUACCAGCCCAUCAUUCACCGCUGGAGGGAGACUGACUUCUUCCCUUGCUCUGUCACAUGUGGCGGAGGUUACCAGUUAACCUCUGCAGAGUGCUUUGACCUACGGACUGGUCGGGUGGUUGUGGACCAGUACUGUCAUUACUAUCCAGAGAACGUCAAACCAAAGCCUAAACUGCAGGAAUGCAACAUGGAGCCCUGCUUGGACAGUGAUGGUUACAAGGAAAUUAUGCCAUACGACCACUACCACCCCUUACCUAGGUGGGAGAGCAGUCCCUGGACGACUUGCUCCUCUUCCUGCGGCGGUGGCAUCCAGAGUCGCUCUGUGACAUGUGUAGAGGAGGACAUGCAGGGGAACAUCACUCCCACAGAUGAGUGGAAGUGUCACUACUCUCCCAAGACCGCCAUCCUGCAGCCCUGCAACACAUUCGACUGCCCCACCUGGCUGGCUCAGGAGUGGUCCCCUUGCACGGUGACCUGUGGUCAGGGUCUGCGCUACAGAGUGGUGCUGUGCAUCGAUCAUCGAGGACUCCACGCCGGAGGAUGCAGCCCCACCACCAAACCCCACAUCAAGGAGGAGUGUCUGGUUACAGUACCCUGCUACAAGUCCAUAGACACGCUGCCUGUUGAGGCGAAACCUGUGUGGCACAAGCAGGCAAUAGAGCUGGAGGAGGAAGUAACCGUAACCGAGGAACCAACCUUCGUCCCCGGCUCCUGGCAGCUCUGCAGCAGGACGUGUGGCGUGGGAACGCAGCGGCGGACCGUCACAUGUCAGGUGUUGCUGUCCUUCUCCCAAGCCGUCGUUGACCUGCCCGAUGACGACUGCGAGGGGAACCGACCUGUCGCGGUCCAGCCGUGCUACAACAAACCCUGCUCGGGAGGACCGGGCCAUGGAGGUGAAGGUAAAGACGAGGAGACCACGCCACAGGGAAGGGACCUCCAUGACUGGGAGUACGAGGGGUUUACGGAGUGCUCAGAGAGCUGCGGUGGAGGUGUGCAGGAAGCCGUGGUGGUUUGUCUGAACAAGCAAACCAGGGGACCAGCGGACCAAAGCCGGUGCCAGAGCUCCCCGCCGCCCCCACAACUCCUCCAGCACUGUAACAGCCAGCCCUGCCCGCCGAGGUGGAAGACUGGGGAGUGGAGUUCAUGCUCUGCUACCUGUGGGGUUGGUCUGAUGACCCGCACUGUGGCGUGCACUCAUCGCCCUUCUCGAGACAGCAACUACACGGCGGUUUUGAAGGAUGAGGACUGUCUGAACCCCAAACCAAACCCUUUCCAAGCCUGCAACCGCUUUGACUGUCCUCCCAUGUGGGAUGCACGUGACUGGGGGGAGUGCUCACAGACCUGUGGAGGUGGAGUUCAGAGGAGGCGGGUGUCGUGCAAACAGAGUUUGGCAGAUGGCAGCAUCUUGGAGCUACCUGACUCAUUUUGUCCAUCACCUAGCCCUGCAAAUCUAAGUUUGUGUGGUAGGCAGGAUUGUCCACCUCAGUGGGUCACAACUGACUGGUCUCAGUGUUCAGUAAGCUGUGGAAAUGGUAUUCAGACUCUUCAAGCUGUAUGCAAGAAACAAGGAGAGAGUGGGCAAUAUCGGACCAUCAACCCGAGGAACUGUUCUAUGAUGGCCCGUCCCAUCAGAAUCCGGCAAUGCUCUCUUAAGUUAUGUCAAAAUUCACUGAAGCCCAAUCCUACCAUUCUGACCCAAAGGAAGGUGUACAUUCAGUGGAGAAAGGUCAAAAAGGUACAGCUGGUUAUUGGUGGUUAUGCUUACCUCCUGCCGUGGACAACUGUAAUCCUUCGCUGCCCAACCCAACACUUCCGGAAAGGCCACGUUCAGUGGCUUAAAGAUGGGAAGCCUCUGGUGAACCUCCCACAUUUUUUCAUAAAAUCACAAGGAUACUUAAAGAUUCAGCACGCUCAUAUAUCUGAUACUGGGAUUUACACAUGCACCAUAGGCCAGGCGCGAGAACAUUUUGUUCUGCAGAUUGUUGGCAACAAGCAAAAGCUGACUGUUCCAGACUCCUGGCUACUUGAAAGUGGUCGACAAAAGGCUAAGCGUCCAGUAACCACCUCAACCAAAGAAUCAUCUAUGGAGCUACCCAUCUCCCUCAACAAAUAUGACGAUAUUGUAGAGCACUUGCUUAAGCUUAAAGGAUCUAUACACAAUGAAAAAUAUCUUGCUGACAAACCUUACUCGAGGGAGAAGGACAGGGUGACUCUUGAGGAUGAAGUUACAAAAUCUUCAAUCCCAGUUGUUCUUGUUAUUGACAGCCACAAGCUAGAUGAGCUCAUGCACAACCUUUCUGAAGGAUUUAGAGGACCACAAGAAGAACCGCUUCUUAAGUUGCUUAGUGAAUCCACCAACCACUCACUGGACAGCGCAGAAGCUUCUACACAAGGAUUACUCCUUUACAAGCUGAACCUCAAAACCCACACAUCCAGGGCUAGAAAACCAGUGAUUAUCCAGCGACCUAAGAAGAUUGGCACAGUGUCACAGUCUGAAAUUGUAGUUGAUGUUGGAGUGCCGGUUUUGCUGCAGAAACCUGUUGCUUCUUUGGAGCUAAAGUGCGAGGCUCUGGGGGACCCUUGGCCAACUCUAACAUGGACAAAAAAUGAAAAAGUGUUGCGUUAUGAUGGAAGAGUUGGCCAAUUACCUUCAGGCUCACUGAAGAUCCAGGCUCCGGGGAAAGGGGACGAGGGGCUAUACACCUGUACAGCCAAAAAUGAUCUUGGAAGCACAUCUAUUUAUUCUUGGCUGCUGAUCACAAAUAAUGAAGUACAAAGCUGUGUCUACAGUAACAGUACUGGCCAUACUUGUUCAGAAAGGAUGAACAGCAGCCGGUCAGCUGAGCUGUGUCGUGGACAAGCCUGCCCCCUCAGCUUGAUUAGAUGGCAAGUGGAUGCUUGGUCACCCUGCUCAGCCACUUGUGGAAGUGGAUCUCAGGCCAGAAGGGUCCGGUGCAUGAGGGGUCCUGAGAGCAGUUCAAGAGAAGUAGAAAGCAGGCAGUGCCAAAGAGAAGGGAGGAAACCAUCUAAUACCAGGCUUUGCAACGUUCUGCCCUGUGCCAGAUGGACCACGACCUCUUGGGGGCCGUGUCAUGGACGGUGCGUGGGUCCCAGUUUGGCGACGCAUCACCGACAUGUUUACUGCCAGGACACAAAUGGUACCAAAGUUCCCUCCAAGGUGUGCCAUGGACUCAAGAGGCCAAGCUCCCUGAGGAACUGUUCUACAGACGUGUGCGCCCUUCAUUGGCAUGUAGGCCCGUGGACUCAGUGCACGGCCACCUGCGGUCAACAUGGCUUCCAGUCACGUCAGGUGACCUGCAAGCACCACCGAACCAACAAAACAACCCGAGAACACCAGUGCAUGUGGAGGCCUCGGCCUCCCAGCUGGCAGAGAUGCAAUAUUUUCCCUUGUGGCAGAGCAGCAGAGUGCAGAGACAGUACAAGAUACUGUGAGAAGGUUCGACAGCUGCAGCUUUGCCCGCUGCCUCGGUUUAAGAGUCGCUGCUGCUUCUCCUGCAAAAACACCUGA